AUGGCUCCACUAGCGAGGUAUCACGCAACUACCCGGCUCAUCAAAUCUGCCUCGCUCACAUCCACCGACCAUGCGAUCUGGAGAGCUUUCCUAGAUGAGGCCGUCGAUCCGGGGCAUGCUGCUUGCUAUAUCUGGAAAAGGAUUCAUGAUCGCACCGAUUGCUCUACAGAACAGGUCCUGCAUGAGUUGAAAAUUGACUGGAAGCGACUGGCCACGAAGUUGGUCAAACAAGACCAGGUCUCGUCUCAAGCAUGCGCGCUAGUUGAAGCGCGAGACGAUUCACACUGUUUUAUGUUGGAUCAGAAGCCAUUGGACCCCAACGUAUCCGUUCGGUUCGAUCAUGCCUGGGUCAUCCCUCCGAGCCUUUUUGAUGACAGUGACAUGGAUCCGCAGUAUUUUGUGUCUAGACUGUUCCCUGAGCCUUGUGGUGAGCUGUUCCUUAGCGAUGGUAGCCACUGGGACUCAACAAUGCAAAUGUUUAUCAUGGAGAGCCAAGGCACGAAUCAGCCUCUCCCAGAUCCAUUUUUGUUGCGAACGCAUUACCGCAUCGCAGCUUCUUUACAUCUAUUUCAUGUUGAAGAACGAAUCGCCGAUGGCUGGCCUUCGCCCCCGUUGUUCCACUUGAACAUAGCGACCCAGAAGAUAUUGCGCUCGGUCUGGCAUCUCAUUCCUCACUUUAUACGCGUGCAGUGUUAUGGCGCGCUCAUAAAGUUAGGCAGUCACCUAUACCCGCAGUAUUCCACCGGCCUCGUGCACCGGUUACCGUUCGGAUUGUAUGCAAAAGAAUCCACUCGCACUCCUAAUGAAGGAGAGACACUCAGGCUCGUGGAACGGUAUACUUCGAUCCCCGCACCCCUUUGGAUAGAUGAUUAUCAGGGCAUACGCCGCGUUCUUAUCAUGACAGCCAUGCCUGGAGACACGCUGGAUAUGGUUUUUCACCGACUCUCAUACCCUGAGCGCAAGCAACUGUCGAAAGACCUGAAGAAUGCCUUAUCACAACUCCGCUCUAUUCCAAAUCAGAGCUCGUACCACUUUAGCGAUUGUCAUGGCGGCCCGCUGUUCGAUUAUCGUUUCCCCUCCGGCGUAUGUGGUCCGUUCCGCCUGAUUUCUGAUUUCAAUUCCUUCCUCGUCCACAGACACGUACUCAGCGAGACAAGGGAAAAAGUCGCAACCGUCCAUGCGCGUCAAUACCGGUCUGUGUUCACGCAUGCGGACAUACAUCCCAGAAAUAUUAUCAUUGAUCGUGGACGCCUGUCUGGCAUUGUGGACUGGGAAUGCGCCGGCUUCUAUCCUGAGUACUGGGAGUUUACGAAGCUGUUUUAUGGCGUGCACACAUCCCCAGAAAUACUAGGUCUCAUUCAUGAUGCAUUCGUGGGAGAUACAUAUGAGGAGGAGCUAGAAGCUGAGAGGUUAUUGUGGUACGACACGCCGUUUGGGGCAUGA
Penicillium griseofulvum is the source of this 1443-nucleotide messenger RNA. RefSeq names its product aminoglycoside phosphotransferase family protein. The transcript has 4 exons. Bases 1 to 1443 code for a protein of 480 amino acids. Lineage: Eukaryota; Fungi; Ascomycota; Eurotiomycetes; Eurotiales; Aspergillaceae. The record is from RefSeq and is a predicted model, not a curated record.